UUAACUUGAUCCUCAGAGGGGAUCUGUCUCCUUCAGUCCACAUUACUUUUCUUUCAUUUUUUAACUUCAACGCAAAAUGAGUCAGUUUAAACAAUUUUCAAAGUCUGGAGGCUUUAGCUCAUUCUCUGUAUCAAGAGGCAGUGGUGGAGGUUCUGCAGGGUCUGUUGGAGGUGGCUUUGGUAGCAGAAGUCUUUAUAACCUAGGUGGUAGGAAGACCAUUUCUAUCAGUACUUCAAAUGCACAAAGUGGAUUUGGAGGUGGAGAUGGAGGUUUUGGCAUAGGAUUUGGUAGUGGUGGUGGUGGUGGUGGUGCAGGUGGUGGUUUUAUUGGAGGUAGAGGAGCAGGUGGAUAUGGAUCACUUGGAGGUCAAGGUUUUCCUGGAGGCCCUGGUAUCCAAGAAGUACAAGUUAAUGUUGGUCUUUUGACACCACUGAAUUUGGAAUUUGACAAAGAUAUUCAAAAAGUUAGAGUGGAGGAACGAGAACAGAUCAAAACCCUAAACAAUAAGUUUGCAUCCUUCAUUGAUAAGGUUCGUUUUCUUGAGCAACAAAACAAAGUAUUGGAGACAAAAUGGAAUCUUUUGCAAGAACAAGGAGGACAACUGAAAGGGUCACGUAAAGGCAGCAUCGAACCUCUCUUUGAUGCCUAUAUCACUAGCCUAAAGAGGCAGUUGGAUGCUUUGCACAAUGACAAGUUUAGACUUGAUGGGGAGCUAAGGAAUAUGCAAGACUUGGUUGAUGAUUUUAAGAACAAGUAUGAAGAUGAAAUUAAUAAGAGAACAUCAGCAGAAAACGAAUUUGUUGUUAUCAAAAAGGAUGUUGAUGCUGCCUACAUGGGUAAAGUGGAACUGGAGGCCAAGGUUGAUGCCUUAACUGAUGAGAUCAACUUCCUGAGGACCUUCUACGAAGCAGAGUUACAACAGUUACAAGCACAGAUCUCUGAUACCUCAGUCGUCCUUUCAAUGGACAAUAACCGAGCUCUAGACUUGGAUGGCAUCAUUGCUGAAGUGAAGGCUCAGUAUGAGGAUAUUGCUAAGAGGAGCCGGGCAGAGGCUGAAGCUGUUUACCAAGUCAAGGUUAAGGAAUUGCAAGCAUCUGCAGGAGAACAAGGGGAUGUUUUGCGUAACACCAAGAAUGAGAUAUCCGAGCUGAACCGCAGACUCCAGAGACUGAGAGCUGAAAUUGAAAAUGUGAAAAAACAGAAUGCCAAAUUGCAGACAGCUAUUGCUGAAGCAGAAGACCGCGGGGAUCUCGUCCUGAAGGAUGCCCACACAAAGCUCUCUGAGCUGGAAGCUGCUCUGCAGAAGGCCAAGCAAGAAAUGGCUCGCCAACUGAGAGAAUACCAGGAGCUGAUGAACGUGAAACUGGCUCUGGAUGUUGAAAUCGCCACCUACAGAAAACUGCUGGAAGGAGAAGAGACAAGGCUGGCCUCAGACAACAAUGUCAGCAUUUCUGUGAUCAGUGGAAAAUACUCUCAAGGAGCCGGUGGCAGCAGCGGUGGAGCCGGUUUUAGCAUUGGUGGUGGAUUUGCAAGUGGAGGAAGCGGAGGAAGUUCCAGUGCUAUAUUUACUUCAGCGAGUGGCGGUGGAGGAUUCACCUCUGCUAGCCGCAGCGGUGGCAGCUCCGCUGUGAGGUUUUCAUCCAGCCAGUCAAGCUAUAGAAGUUAAAUUUUAGUAGCAAGGCAGCACUGCUAUCUGCAAAAUAUCUCAACGUGUAUGGCGUAAAAAUACAGAGCCUUGAAAUUAUGAUAUUCUUCUGACCCCAUCCUUGCAUUCUCUAAAACUCAGCCCUUAUUUUGAAUUUGCUGUAUAACCCCUUAAUGACAAAGCCCUUACAUGUAUGGGCUCAAAAUGCAUUGUUUUCAAUGGGUUUAGGGGCCGCCCAUUGUCCUUAAGGGGUUAAUGAACAUCUUAACAGGAACAGAACCUCAGAGCACUAAGGGAUGCAAGUGAUGGAUUAAAAUCGGUCAAAAGAACAGUUACAUGAGAUAUCCAAUUUUUGUCCUAAUUGCCUCACUUACUGGUUUUCCAACUAAAUAAAGAGUAACACCAUGAUAAAUGAAAUUUGUUUUAUCUUGACUA
This is a messenger RNA of Spea bombifrons (plains spadefoot toad), 2080 nucleotides long. Its product is annotated as keratin, type II cytoskeletal 5-like. Gene Ontology annotation, cellular component: keratin filament. Gene Ontology annotation, molecular function: structural constituent of skin epidermis. Bases 77 to 1666 code for a protein of 529 amino acids. The transcript has 9 exons. NCBI's taxonomy places the organism in Eukaryota, Metazoa, Chordata, Amphibia, Anura, Pelobatidae. The record is from RefSeq and is a predicted model, not a curated record. Gene Ontology annotation, biological process: intermediate filament organization; keratinization.